Messenger RNA from Musa acuminata AAA Group (dessert banana), 1795 nucleotides. RefSeq names its product dof zinc finger protein 1. The record is from RefSeq and is a predicted model, not a curated record. The coding region runs from base 449 to 1468 and encodes 339 amino acids. Gene Ontology annotation, molecular function: DNA-binding transcription factor activity; DNA binding. Lineage: Eukaryota; Viridiplantae; Streptophyta; Magnoliopsida; Zingiberales; Musaceae. The transcript has 2 exons. Gene Ontology annotation, biological process: regulation of DNA-templated transcription.
AGAUCUGGAUGUGCUGCACCUCAGUUUUGAUUUUAUGUUGCCUGGUGCGGAUCUUCGAGGACACGGGUGGUUGUGGAUCUUUGUGUUGGAAGCUUGGAACUCUUUCACAGAUCUUUUCCGGUGCAUCCUCUCCUUUGCUCGUCUUUUCCUUUGGCUUUUAGCUUUCAAUUCUCUCGUGCUUCCCGUCUUUAAUCCUUGAAAGCAGCAAAUCACUUUAUUUUCCUACUUUUCCUUCUCUCUCUCUCUCUCUCUCUCUCUCUCUCUCUAGCUUGUGCAAUAAAGCAGUGACAUGAUAAGGGUUGUUUUGCUUUGAUCUUGUUGAUGCAUAAAGAGCAUCUGAUCUCUCUUUCAUCGUUCUUUUGCUUUGCUCCCUUUCGUCUUUUUCUUUGCCUACAAGCUUCUGUUUGAUGUGUCUUUUCUUUGGAAAUCUUAUAUAUCUGUAGUAAGUAUGUGUUAUCCUUGGAUAGCUGCGCCUAAAAUUUUCUUAUGGGGAUGUGGGUGUUGUCAGGACAUAGGGCUGGUGAAGUCGAUGGAGAUGGUGGCCUCCUCCUCCUCCACCGUCACCACCACCACCGCCACUGCGAGCAGUACUUUCAGCGCAGCCAGGCCUCAGGUGACGGAGAGGAGGAUCAGGCCGCAGAAGGAACAGGCUCUCCACUGUCCCAGGUGCAACUCCACCAACACCAAGUUCUGCUACUACAACAACUACAGCCUCACUCAGCCACGGUACUUCUGCAAGACCUGCAGGAGGUAUUGGACCGAUGGCGGGUCCCUCAGAAACGUCCCCGUGGGUGGUGGCUCAAGAAAGAACAAGCGGCCCUCCCUCUCCUCCGCCGCCGCCACCACCAGCGCCACCUCCGCUACCACCUCUUCCACCGCUGCGACCUCCUCUAUAGUUUCAAACCCCAAGAAGCUACCAAUUGACCUCAUCCCCCCUCGCGUUUCCCUCUCUGCUUCUCAGAAGUUCCAUGACGGACAAGACCUCAACCUGGCUUUCCCCCACCACGGACUCCCUGAUUUCAACGGCUUCCCCGGUUUGGAGAGCAGUACCGUCAACAGCAACAGUAGCGGUACUGGAAACUGCAGCAACCCAUGCAAUGCUGUUGGUGCUCUCUCUGCCAUGGAGCUACUGAGGAGUGGCAUGACUAUGAGAGGGCUCAGCCCAUUCGUGACGAUGCCACUGCCGGAAUACCCGACCGGGUUUGAGCUACAGGAAUUCAGAGCUCCUGCACUUAACUUCCCGAUGGAAGCUAUUGCCGGAGGCGAAGGAAGAGAAGGGAGCAGUGGUGGGUAUGGGGCUCUGCAGGGGGUGCAGGAGAGCGCCGGUGGAAGGCUGUUGUUCCCCUUUGAAGAUGUGAAGCCAGUGGUCCACACAAGCACCGCUGCUGAGUUCGAGAACAGUCGGGGCCAUGGUGGCCAUCCUCCUGGUUUCUGGAACGGGAUGAUAGGUGGAGGCGGCUCAUGGUAGAAGAAGCAUCCCGUGAUCUCAACGAAGAAACAGAAAGGCCAAAAAAGAGACCAACAGAAGGCAAGCGGACGCAUGCAUGCAGUUCUUUCUCCUCCGUUUCUUUCCAUCACUAGCUUUUCCUUCUCCUACAGUCUCCAGUUUAUGUGAUUCUCAUCACCAUGGACAUGUGAAGCUUCUUUUUAGGUUGGCUUCAACAGGGUGUGUGAUCAAAAGAAUUUUCUGUUCUAUGAUAUCACCUUUUGCUUGUACAAGAAGUCAUAAGAAUUUGCAUCAGAGUAUUGACCAAGAGUGGAACAAAGGGGAAGACAACCAUCUCCACGAUAUGCA